AUGGCAGUUUCGGCUCCAUUCAAUUUACUGCGUCAGCAGGGCCAGGAAUCGCUAUCAUUGCCUGUGGGAAGCUAUAUCUACUCCUUGUGUCAGAGUGGCAACGAUGCGUUGGCUGCCAUCUCAUCAGAUAACUCACUGCGGCGUAUCGAUCGCAGGACCUUGAAGCUUCUUCCUGAUGGACUGAUCACGGACGCUCACCCUGGGAAAAGUGGAGGGGUGACUUGUGUGUGUCCUGCCGAUCAAAGCGUUUCCACAGCCGGCCACCUCCUUGCUACUUCAGGGCGGGAUGGAACUGUUAAGCUCUGGGAUAGCAGAGCAAAAGGCCAGGGCGCGGUCUCAGCGUUCUUGACUGGAAUCGAUAGGAACCCUGCUCUUAUCUCACUUGCUUGCAACCCGGGGAUAAACAGCAUCGUUGCUGGCACCGAAUUAGUAUCCGCCCAAGCUUCGCUUUGUUUCUGGGAUGUUAGAUUCCCCGGCGUCCCUCGCAUGCAAUACGUGGAAAGCCACAACGACGAUAUCACUGAGUUGCGUUACCAUCCCAUACAGAGCAAUGUUCUCUUGUCGGGAAGCACAGACGGUCUUGUUAAUCUCUACAAUACCACAAUCACAGAUGAAGAUGAUGCACUACUGCAAGUGAUCAACCAUGGCUCCAUCCAUCAUGCUGGCUUCAUUGGAGAGAAGGCAAUUUACGCACUGAGCCAUGAUGAAGCCUUUUCUAUCCACCCAUUCAAUGAUCCUGAUGAAAACAUAGUGGAGCCAGCUGCUAUUCAUUUUGGCGAUCUUCGAUCUACGCUAAGUUGUGAUUAUGCUGUAGACGUUUCGGUCGAUGAAGGGGUCUACGCCGUUAUUGGAAGCACCCGGGAGCAAACAUUGGACUUAGUGCCGAUUGUAGCCUCGCCGAACUUCCAAUUCGAUCGCGCGAAAGCAUGGCGACUUCCCGGGGCUCAUGGCGAAGAGGUUGUUCGUUCGGUACUACUGGACAAUCAGGAAGACUCGAACUCUACAGAAAUCGAGACCAAGAUCGAUCCCAAGCCAAGCAAGGCUUCCCAGGCCGUGCUAUCGUCGAGGAACCGACAAAAGCGCAAAGAAAAGCGCCACAGAGAUCAACGAUACAAACCUUACUAG
Messenger RNA from Uncinocarpus reesii 1704, 1125 nucleotides. RefSeq lists its product as uncharacterized. Bases 1 to 1125 code for a protein of 374 amino acids. Lineage: Eukaryota; Fungi; Ascomycota; Eurotiomycetes; Onygenales; Onygenaceae. The transcript is spliced from 6 exons. Gene Ontology annotation, molecular function: protein binding. The record is from RefSeq and is a predicted model, not a curated record.